Molecule: messenger RNA, 3404 nt
Organism: Nothobranchius furzeri (turquoise killifish)
Lineage: Eukaryota; Metazoa; Chordata; Actinopteri; Cyprinodontiformes; Nothobranchiidae
Gene: tlr1
Product: toll-like receptor 1
Biological process (GO): immune response; toll-like receptor signaling pathway; inflammatory response
Cellular component (GO): plasma membrane
Molecular function (GO): protein binding; transmembrane signaling receptor activity
Source: RefSeq, a predicted model, not a curated record
CUGACAUUUACUAAACCGAUGAUGAGUUGGUGUAAAGAACAUCUGUGAGUCAAUAAUUAGCUUGCACUCUGAUCCUCACAUAACUAAGACGAACACACACACAAGGCAGACUCUUAUAAAAAACAUACACAGAUUUGUCUUAUCUGGCUCCAAUUUUCUUAGGCUAAGGGAGGUCAUUUUAAAUGUAAACAGGGUUAAUUUUUUCCCCCACUUAUAAGAGGGCUCUGGCGUGGAGUGCUCUCUCCAGAUCUGAUCAAAUGAAGCCAAGUGAGAACAAAGAAACCAGGUUAUUAAAUUUAGUUCCCUUUUUCUGUGUGUGUUCCUGUCAGUGACCCAGGGCAACGGCAGCACAGGCAGCCUGAGGACAUCACGGGAAGACGUGUGUCCUAGUCUUGUCUUUCACUGAACUCUUAUAUCACAGUUAAACUGAAUAAUAUUUUAUAUUCCAUAUUAUUGAGGCAGCUUCCAAGAGUCUAAGGUAAACAACACGAUGCCUCAGGGCGUCACUGAGAUAAGUGCAUCGAAUAAAUGGAAAGUGUCCAUCAAACACACCCCACGGCGUCACUAAAGCGAGCCGUUUCAGAUGUCUUAUUCACACAACCCAUGAGGUGUUAUGUUUAUGUGAGGAUAAUCAGAGCUUUUAAUCUCAUUGGGCAAAGAAGCAGAAAUAAAAACGAAUAUUAAUUAAAGUUUUGGAGUUCAAAGUGACUUAAAGGAGAGCAGAGCAACAUAUCUCAGAUUAGAGAUUGGAUCUGCUCUGUAAAGAAAGGGGAAGUGAAAGGAGGAUGUAAAGAAAAACAAAAGCAACUGGUUAAAGAAUAGAUUUCACUUCUGUUUGAGAGUAACUCACAUCCUGCUGCAGACUGCUAGUGCUCGUCUUUGAACGUGUAUUCUUAGUGUCUUGAUUUUAAACCUGUUUUUUAAAUGAGCGUAUCCUUUUUUUUCUUUUCUCACUGACACAGAAUAUCUGCAACUAGGAAUCGUUUUGCAAUAAAAUAUUCAUUAAACCUGCUGAAAAGAAAUCAUCUGGCCUCGCUUCAGGUAAUCAAUGAGGCUUUUAACUGUGAUGAUCUGGGCAGCAGGCCUGUUGGCAGUGCCACAGAUGUGCGCUUCGUCCCAUGACAGCAUCGUAGACCGUUCAUCUAUGAACCUUUGCUCUGUCCCUACAGACCUGCCACAAACGGCUGAAUAUCUUGAUCUUUCAUGCAAUCACAUCCAUCGGAUUCACAAAGGAGACUUUAAAAACACCACCAUGCUUAGGUUUCUGAACGUGUCUUGGAACGGUUUAGAGAAGAUGGAUGCAGAGACUUUUCUUGACACGCCACAUCUGGAAGGACUGGAUCUGUCCCACAACAUGCUGACAAACCUGUCAGGUCAACAGUACCUGCUACACACAGGGAACCUUGUGAUGCUGAACUUGGCCUGGAACAGCUUCCUCAACAUGACAUUAGGCAGCGAAUUCAGUCUUCUGGUCAAACUGGUGGAUUUUACACUUGGAGCAAAAAACAUCCAUACUUCUAUUUCCCAUAUGAGUGCCUACGACGUAGCCAUAGACCAUCCACCCCUCAAGAACACCGAUGUUGCCAAGACGUCCACCAUGAACUCUUUCACCUUCAAACAAGGUGUAGUAAACUCGUUUUUCUUCAGUCAGGAGUGCUUGUACAACUUUUUCAUCAGCAUGCCAGUAGAGCACUUAAGUAUGUGGGACACUUCCCUCAUACACAUGACGUGUCCGGAGGACCCGAGUCCAAUCCUCGAGCUGGACUUUUCCUACAAUGCUCUGUCUGACUCUAUCUUCUCCACGGUGGAAGGUCAAGAAACCAUUGAAUGUCAGACUCUGACCAAUGUAGAAAAGUUAACACUGCUGGGCAACAAUCUGAAGGACCUCCUGUUAGUAAGCAAACGUGUACAACACAUGAGAUCUCUGAAACACUUGGACAUGAGCCUCAACUCUCUAUUUUAUGAUGGUCAGUCUGAGUGUCUGUGGCCUUCAAACAUCACCAUUAUGAACCUUUCCUCUGCAGGUCUGACUGACUCUGUGUUUAAAUGUCUACCAAAAGGAAUAGAAACGCUGGACCUGCAGAACAACCAGGUUUCAGUGGUGCAGUCCUCCAUCUUUAAACUAAAAAAUCUUUCUCUGCUGAAUCUUAAUGCUAACAGGUUGCAGGACCUGCCAGUGUGUGAUGGUUUGCCUAAACUGAACAAGCUUCUCCUGAAGUCAAACUCCCUCCACGCUCCCUCACUGAGUAGGUUGGAAGGCUGCCCCAAUCUGCACCUCCUGGAUGCUAGUCACAAUCCUUUCACCUGCACCUGCAGUCUGAGAAACUUCAUUAGCCUUGGCUUCAAGUCUGACAACAAGAGAGGUCAGCCAGGUAUUGAACUGUUGGCUUGGCCACAUGGCUACCAUUGUUUCUAUCCUGAGGCUCUGAGAGACUCCAUGUUGAAAGAUUUUUGGGUCUAUGAGAUCUCUUGUAAUGUGGGUCUCCUAGCCACCGCCAUCUUAGUCCCUACCGUUGCACUGAUCUUAACAAUUCUCUUUUUAUGCCAACGUCUGGAUGCUCCCUGGUACAUAGGCAUGAUCUGGCAGUGGACCAGAGCCAAACAUCGUACAAGAAAACAAGUUCGACCUGAGGACCUGAUCGGUGUAGAGUUUCAUGCUUUUGUGUCCUACAGCCAGCAUGAUGUAGAAUGGGUGAAGAACCAUCUCCUUCCCAACCUUGAAGGUCCUGACCUCCGAUUGUGUCACCAUGAGAAAAACUUUGUGCCUGGAAAAACUAUUACUGAGAACAUUAUCAGCUGCGUGGAGAAAAGUCGCCGCUCUCUGUUUGUGCUCUCUGCUCAUUUUGUCAAAAGCGACUGGUGCCAUUAUGAGCUGUACUUCGCCAGCCACCAACAGCUUUCUCUGGGCACAGACGGCAUUGUGCUGGUGCUCCUGGAGCCUCUGCCUCAAUACCUGAUCCCAUCCAAGUACUACCAGCUGAAGGCCAUGAUGAACCGCCAUACUUAUCUGGAAUGGCCUCAGGACAGAGCUAAACACAGGCUGUUCUGGGCUAACCUCAGAGCUGCCUUACAAGCUGACUUACCAGACGUACCAGUCACACACUUACAGGAGUGAUUGUAGAGGGAGGCUUCUAGAGGAAAUGCAGUGUUCAUUGGAUAAUAGGGAUGCUUUGCAAAACUAAAGCUGACACCAGAAAGAUUUGAUUGCUCUGGAGCUAAAGAACAAAACAAAAAACAAAUCUGACUUUCUGAUUUGCUUUUUGUCCAAAUGAAGAUGUGUUAUGCGUAUUGCAUUUGAUUUCUCAAAUAACCUUUCGACUGACGCUUGAUGUAUAUAUCUGCACAAACUGUCAUUUUUGAUCAAUACUGCAGCAAAAUAAUACACUUUGUUAAAGAGUACCAGA